Messenger RNA from Epinephelus lanceolatus (giant grouper), 1641 nucleotides. RefSeq names its product catechol O-methyltransferase-like. NCBI's taxonomy places the organism in Eukaryota, Metazoa, Chordata, Actinopteri, Perciformes, Serranidae. Gene Ontology annotation, biological process: catecholamine catabolic process; developmental process; dopamine metabolic process. Gene Ontology annotation, molecular function: catechol O-methyltransferase activity. The record is from RefSeq and is a predicted model, not a curated record.
GAACCAGUUGCUGCUCUCCAGUAUCGCUCCUGUUGGAGUCUGUGGGCAGACAACCAGCGUCAAGUCAGCCACAGUCACUCACGCAGCUUCCGGAGGCCGGCUGUUCCCAGUAUGCUGCUCAGCUUCUUGACUUCAGGAGUUGACAGUCCCACCUGUGUUUGACAGGACGCACUAUUCUCAACCUGGACAGCAGUUAGGCUUCGACUGUUCUUCCUGUCUCCUUCACAGCUUUUGAAAUGUGGCUCAUGGUCAUCUCUGUCCCGCUGCUUCCUGCCAUCAUCAUGAUAUCCAGUCGUUAUCGUGUCAAAGUUGCCACGCUGUGCCAUCGAGCUCUGGCGUGGGCACUGAGGCUGGUGCAAGGGAGAGUGUGCGUGAGGAGCACCCACGCCUUCGUGUUCUCUAAAUGCACACAUGGCAAAGCUGACAGCGUCCUGGAGACCUUUGACCUUUACGCAGACACACACCCCUCCCUCUGCAUCGGCCCACAGAUUGGUGAAGCACUGGAUGAAGUGGUGAGGCGUGUCCGUCCCUCCCGAGCGUUGGAACUGGGGAUGCACUGUGGCUACACUUCUGUCCGCCUGCUGCGUCUGCUACCCCCUGCUGGCAGACUGAUCACAGUGGAGCUGGACCCACUAACAGCAGACCUUGGGGAGGAAAUCAUACUGGUGGCUGGCUUCAAACACUCCCAGUUCCAGGUGUUGAUAUCCAGCUCAGCUGAGGCCAUCCCAACUUUGCGUUCAUUGCUUGAGCCUGAUCAAGGGACCAGUGAGGGGCUCAAUCUGGUGCUGAUGGACCAUGACCCCAAGCAGUACCUUCCAGAUCUGCUGGCUCUGGAGAGAGAGGAGCUCCUCUGCCCUUCUGGCUGCUCUGUGAUCCUGAUGUACAGGAACCAAAGAGCUGAAGAUCUGAGCGAGAUCCUGCGUCACAUCAGAGCAAAGCGUGACUGCUACUGCAUCAAGUCCGAGCUUCAGUCUAUGAUAGAGAUCUUCUACCAAAAAGAAAACACAAGGGUAGAAAGGUGAUAUCAGAAUCGUCAGGGUGGACAUGUGCUUUCAGUUUGUGUGGACUCCAUCAACUAACAGUGUUACAUACUUCGUCAUAUCUAGUAUUACUGAUGGGUCAAAGAAUUACAGGAUAAAAUGAUAUUAAUAAUAUUUUCUACAAUUUUUCAAAGUCAUAAUUUUGUAUAUUUUGUGUAACUUGUUAAUGUCAAAAAUCAAUGAACUCAAAAAUAAAAUCAAAAAGCUGCUUACACAAUCUCUCCUCACAACAAAGGAAACAAAGAAAAACAAAAACUUGAUGUAGAGCACAGAGACACCACAUGAUGGCGCUCUCUGCUUUUUAAAGAAUAGGUACUCAAACGUUGAGUGGCUUUGACGAGGCAACCUUUUAAAGGGAGAUGCCACCCAUUUUUAAGACCUUGCAUGUUAUGUGUGCACUCCAGGACAGCCCAAAAAAUACAUGCUGUAAACAGGAAGUUUGACCUUUGAAUUUAUAACGUAAAUAUAUGUGUCCUGGUUUAUUCAUGACGCCACAGCAAACUUGUUUUGACGCACACUGCCUCUUGUGCACGUUGUGAUAUUUACUUUCAGAACCCAAUUCAAUGUUUACAAUUAACAAUAAAGCAUUAGCGGAGAAACA